AUGGAGUCGGACAUCGCGUGGCUGCAACCGGAGCAGGAGGGGCCCGCCGGCGACCUGUUCGGCCGCAUCUGGCGGCGCCAGCAGGAGCUGGAGCGACUGCAGCUGUCGAGCCGGCUGCGCAGCGUGCCGGACCUAAUCGACCAGCACCUGCCGCACGACCGCUCGUGCACGGUCGACUUCAACGAGCGGCGCGCAGAGCUGGUGGGCCAGCACGGCGGCUGUCCGUGGCUGAUGCCCGGCCGUCUGUACAGCGCCGGUGUGCUCGGCGACAUCGACAUCGUCGUGAUGGGGAACUGGGAUAAGUGUCUGGAGAUGCUUAAGGACGCCCUGAUUCGCGCCGAGAUUUGCGACGCCGGCUCCAUCAAAGUGCUGGACAAGGCUGCGGUGCCGAUCAUCAAGCUGACCGAUCGGCGCACAGAGGUCAAGGUCGACAUCAGCUUCAACAUGACCAACGGCCUGGUGUCGGCUAACCAGAUCAAGCAGUACAUGACGGAGUACCCGGACAUGCCGAAGCUGGUGAUCGCGCUCAAGCAGUUCCUGUUGCAGCGUGAGCUGAAUGAGGUUUUUACCGGCGGUAUCAGCUCCUACAGUCUCAUCUUAAUGACGGUCGGCUUUCUCCAGACGUACGAGACGGAUCUGGACUCGUUUCCCGGCUGCAAGUUGGGAAUCCUUCUCAUCGAGUUCUUCGAGAUGUACGGCCUGAAGUUCAACUACCUGAAGACCUGCAUCAAAGUGAAAGACCACGGCUAUGCUCCCCGGAGCCAGGUGGAGGAGCAGUUCGCCGCGCACUCGGUGCACAACUCGCCGCUGUGCAUCGAAGACCCGCACAACGCCGGCAACGACAUCGGCCGCUCCUCUUACAACAUGAUGAAGGUCAAGGAGGCCUUCAAGUACGCGUACCAGCGGCUCUCCAGCGCCGUGCUCAGUCCGGGCUCCGCGUGCGACCCCAAUCGGACCAGUCUGCUCGGCCGGGUCAUCCGGGUCACGGACCAGGUGGUGGAGUACCGGCGCGGCAUCCGCGAGUCGUUUUCGACGCCGCACCGGGCCGCUAGCUACAGCCCUCACUCUUCGUCGUCACCACUCUCCUCCUGCGCGUCGGACGCCUCGGUGAGCGGCGCCGGUCCACCGGGCCGCGCGCUCGGUCGCCGGGCCCGCGCUGCGACGGACAUGGAGGACUAG
Messenger RNA from Pollicipes pollicipes, 1179 nucleotides. RefSeq names its product terminal nucleotidyltransferase 4B. Bases 1 to 1179 code for a protein of 392 amino acids. The record is from RefSeq and is a predicted model, not a curated record. Lineage: Eukaryota; Metazoa; Arthropoda; Thecostraca; Pollicipedomorpha; Pollicipedidae. Gene Ontology annotation, cellular component: nucleolus; TRAMP complex. The transcript has 7 exons. Gene Ontology annotation, biological process: polyadenylation-dependent ncRNA catabolic process; RNA 3'-end processing. Gene Ontology annotation, molecular function: poly(A) RNA polymerase activity; mRNA binding.